Molecule: messenger RNA, 1531 nt
Organism: Chelonoidis abingdonii (Abingdon island giant tortoise)
Lineage: Eukaryota; Metazoa; Chordata; Testudines; Testudinidae
Source: RefSeq, a predicted model, not a curated record
AUGGAGCUGGCAAGUGAGAUCAAACAAGAAAUGUUAGAAGAUGCACAAAACAAACUAAUGAAUCUUAUAAACAGCACAGAAGGGAAAGUAGACAAGGUCUUGAUGAGAAAUCUCUUCAUUGGGCAUUUUCAUACUCCAAAGAAUAAGCGUCAUGAGGUCUUAAGGUUAAUGGGAAGUAUUUUGGGGAUCAAAAAGGAAGAGCUAGAUCAGUUAGUGUCUGAAGACCAAAAAGGUGUUACCAGAUGGGUGACUGGUUGGCUUGGUGGAGGAGGAGCUGGAUCAAAGAGUGUCCCGAGCACACCUAUAAGACCAAAUAAUCAAUCUGUUUUCAAUAGUUCUUUUUCAGAACUGUUUGUGAAGUUCCUUGAAACGGAAUCACGUCCAAACCUUCCCCUACCCACGCUCUCUGUUCAUGACAUGAAACCUUUAGGAGCAGCAGGAAUUUGUAAUCCUAGUAGUACCAGAUCCAGCAGCCAUACAGAAACUACAGGCUCGGGAACCAGUAGAAGACCAGAUGCGAAUCCAUUCUUGGCACCCCGAUCUGCAGCAGUGCCCCUAAUCACCCCCACUUCUCUUGGAGCUGGUGGAUCAGGGCAUCUGCUUAUGAAACCUAUUUCUGAUGCAUUGCCUACUUUUACACCACUGCCAGUGUUGCCUGAUGCCAGUGCUGGUGCUGUACUAAAAGACCUCUUGAAACAAUAGAUGAUUCUGAAUCAAUAUUGAUGAUGAUAGCACUUUAAGGAAAAUGAGAACUCUAUAUUUUAUACAACUGAUCACAGAGGCCUUUUGUAAAAAACCGUGUACUUGUUUGCAGAUGUACUUGGUUUUUCUUUAUAUUUAAUUAUGAACUAAACCGUGCUUUGGAAAUUGUAGGAGUCACAGGAAUAACUGCCUUCUUUGUUCAUAUUGGUUCUGAGGUAGGUUUUAAACUGGAGAAAAUUUAUUCUAUCUCAGUUGUAGAAUUGCAAAACAAACUGUAGGACUCAUAAACACUAGCUGUAUUCUGAGUUGUUUCAGGAGUGCAACAGCAAUAUUAACUCUUUGGUAUUGGGGUCAGUUUGUCAAAGAGCACAAUCUGUUAUUGACAAUGGGCAUGUGAGGAAGCACCACUGAAGAUUAAUUAAUAUUUCUAACCAAAAUUAAUAUAGAAUAAUAUUCGGGGUGCCCAUUCAUGACACAAAUUCCAAAGGAGGAGGUAGGGAAGCAUGUAGGAGCUUAAUUAUUGGAGACGACAAAAAUACUUGCAGUUACCCAACUAUAUUUACAUAAAAACAUAUCCCUCUCUUAAUAAGCAGAUAAGUUGCAUCCCAAAUUUUGGGCCACUUUGAGGCACAUCAAUCCUUUUUGCACCAGGAGCUAUAUUUUUCCCAGUCUAAUAGCUGCUUAUGGUAAUCCAGAACCACAGACACCAAGGUGUUAAUUCUGGAAACAAAGGAGUUGGAGAAUAUCUUGGAUUUUUUUUUCCUAAAAACUUCCAUGUGGUGAAUAGCUGUUAAUGGAGAAUUUAACAGAUCCAUGGGAAUUUUAAUAU